Molecule: messenger RNA, 3452 nt
Organism: Neurospora crassa OR74A
Lineage: Eukaryota; Fungi; Ascomycota; Sordariomycetes; Sordariales; Sordariaceae
Product: anaphase-promoting complex subunit CDC23
Exons: 4
Coding region: 581-2602 (673 amino acids)
Biological process (GO): cell division
Cellular component (GO): anaphase-promoting complex
Molecular function (GO): protein binding
Source: RefSeq, a predicted model, not a curated record
GAAGCUGAAUGUUACGCCCGUUCAAGGAGAGCAAAAAGUUCCCGAGUCUGGACGCUGAACUUCCGUCCGAAGAGAUAUUCAUGCGAUCCCUGCAACUCCCUUCCGAGAGGAACCCUACCGUAACGAACUGCGUGGAGGGGCUGGACCCUUCGACUUUGGCCGCCCGCGCAUCAUGCCCGGUGUCGAUCCAAUGGGCGCAAGGAACUGCACCUGCCGCUCGCUUCUAGCUGCUAUUGGUGCUGCCUGCCGGUGCAGGCCUUCAAUGUGCACCGUGCACGCGUUCCUUGAUGGAAACGCUGACGGAACCGCCUGUAGCAACAGGCAAGGUCCAACCCACGCGACGGACCUGGGACAACAAUGUUGACGUUAUUCAGUUCCUUUGAUCCAUCGGCAAGCUCCAAUCUUCAACAUCACAACAACAACUCACAAAAGCGCGCCUUCGCCAAUGGAAACGGUCAGGGACUGCCACGCUUUUCAAUUUGCUUCAUGUUGAUCUAGAAUCGGAUUCCAAUAAGCCAACACCUGGUUGCGGCCAAUAUAUCCUUAAGCGGCGACACAAACACUAAUAACACUUGCUGCUAUGCGUCUAUCAGCAACAGAUACCCUACACCUCAAGGAAGCUCUGCAAAAUGCAGUCGUGAAAUGCUCUGAGCGUUGUCUUUACCAAUCCGCAAAAUGGGCCGCCGAGCUUCUCGAUUCGGUUCCUGAUCCAGUGCUAAGUGAUUUGGAUCAAAAAGAAGCCGUGGCAGGACUCCAAGGAUAUCAACACCCGGCCGUCUCCGCCAACCCAGACCCCGUAGAAGCUGAGCUGGAGGCUAAGGAGCUCAGCAAGUAUCUGCUCGCCAAGUCCUUCUUCGAUUGCAAGGAGUUCGACCGUUGCGCUUCCGUCUUCUUGCCAGAUUCCCUCCUCUCCGGCCUACUAUCCACGAAAGCCACGGAUGCUACGACACCCAAAGGCAAGGCCAAGGCAAGCUCUGCGCCGCCGUACGAGCAGGCUCUCCCCUCUCUCAGUCAGAAAAGCUUGUUCUUGGCCCUCUAUGCCAAAGUCAUUUCCGGAGAGAAGAAGAAGAACGAGGAGUCGGAGAUGAUCAUGGGUCCCCAGGACCUGGGCACCAUCAAGAAUAGCCAUCUGGUUGUUGUCAGCCGCUUCCUCGAGAGGUGGUUUGCCGAGCGCAAAGCCGAGGACUCGGAUUUGCCGCCAAGUCAAGGCUUCCUCGAGUAUUUAUACGGCAUGGUUAUGGUUAAGGAGAAGAACGAGGACGCCGCGUUAGAUUACCUUCUCAACAGUGUCCAUCUGUUUCCGUGGAACUGGGGCGCUUGGCUUGAGCUCACAAAUCUCAUCUCAGGGGUCGAACAGCUCAACAAGAUAACCCCUGUCCUCCCGCAAAACAUCAUGUCUUUUAUCUUCUACGCCAACACGGCGGUUAAUCUGUAUCAACAGGGGCAAGAUCUAGCUGCCUCUGUCAACGAUCUCCUGAAGCUUUUCCCGACGUCUUCCUUCAUUCUAACCUGUAGGGCGCUUUUGAACUACCACUCCAAGGACCUGUACACGGCCGAACAAAACUUCAGUAACUUGCUUGCGUUACAUCCCCAUCGUCUCGAUUCACUGGACCACUACUCCAACAUCUUAUAUGUCCUCAACAUGCGCCCAAAACUAGCAUUUCUGGCGCACCUUUGUUCCAGCAUUGACAAGUUCCGACCCGAAUCGUGCGUCGUCAUAGGCAAUUACUACUCCCUUUUAUCUCUCCACGAAAAGGCCGUACAGUACUUCCGCCGAGCUCUUACCUUGGACCGCUCUUGUCUCUCUGCCUGGACGCUUAUGGGCCACGAAUACGUCGAACUGAAGAACACACACGCAGCCAUUGAAUCAUAUCGGCGUGCUGUUGAUGUCAACCGUCGCGACUACCGCGCCUGGUACGGUCUUGGCCAGACAUAUGAGGUGCUCGAGAUGAAUUCCUACGCUUUAUACUAUUACAAAAAGGCUGCCGGGCUCAGGCCUUGGGACGGCAAGAUGUGGCAGGCCGUCGGGUCAUGCCUGCAAAAAAUGGGCAAAGACAGGGACGGCAUAAAGGCGCUCAAGAGGGCACUACUAGCGGAUAGCUACUAUGACUCUACUUUGAGCAGCUUUGGGAGUGCGGGACCUGCAGACAGGAUGGCGCAGAUGGAUCCAGAAGUGUUGCUACAGAUUGCUAGCAUGUAUGACCGCCUGGGUGAGGUCGAGGAGGCUAGGGCAUAUAUGGAGCUUUGUGUGGCACAGGAGGAUGGAGGAGCCACGGACAAUGCGGAUGCUUCAGCUGUUUGCACCUCGAAUCCCGGCGAAUCCUUCGUCGUUCAUGGUGAUUCGCCUGGGUCGGACGGGGAUGCAGAGGGAGGGUACGAAGGGCGUGGUGGAGCUGGGCAGGGAGAAGGGACUGGAGUGACAGUAGCCACAAGCAAGGCACGUAUGUGGCUUGCCAGGUAUGCAAUGAGAACGGAGGACUACGUUACGGCUAACCGGCUGGCCACGGAGCUGUGCCAGGAUGGAGUCGAGGUGGAAGAGGCCAAAGCGCUCAUUCGAGAGGUUAGGUCGAGGAUGGAACUCGCUGAUUUGACGGAGCGCUAGAAGCCGCCUUCUUUGGCGUUUCCCAAUAUUGAGGAGUACUUGCCGUCGGCAGCAAUGAUUCGUAUUGGUAGCAACGGCGGCGGGGGACCGAAGCUGAGGAGGGUUCCAAGAUCCCAACGAUACUACGAGAACAUCAGCACCAUACCACCAUUGACCGACCAAGGAAGUGGUAUAUAUGAGGAUCCAAGUCAGGAAAGUGAUGAUGAUGAUGAUGAUGAUGAUGAGAAUGGGGGAAAUGAUCGCCACGAUGAUUGGUCGGGCGAAGACUACCUGACGGAUGGAUACGAUGAUGACGAUGUUGACGACGACGAUGAUGAUAACGGCGGUGCUCCUACGAAUGCAUGAAAAUUCCCAUCAUUAUUUGGGUCUCGGAGCGCGUGUGGGUAGCUGGUGUGCCUCUCAAGGUAUCUUUACACCUUGGUCUUGCGCAGUGUGUAUAAUGCUCAUCCUGAACCUGGUUUAUUCUGGCCCUGUUGCAGACUGCAUGCCUCCAAAAUCUUCACUGCAGCCUUGGUUUGGUCAAGCGUGGUGGGAGAAUUUUCGCUUUUGCUUGUCACCUCCUAUUUUUGGUUGUAUAAGAUGUGCAAGACCUGCUUUGGGUAUCACAGAUGCUGUGAAAGCAAUGGCAGAGCAUGAUGACCAUGGUCAAGCUCCAAGCUUCCCGUACAUUCUCAAAGAUCACGCGGUCACAAAGUAACGGUCAUCAAGGCGGAGUGACGAUCCCAGUUCAUGAGACUUGGUUGCAUGAAAUGUGGUUAACAUCUAUAUAUGAGGUUGCAACCGACCCAGUCGUGUGUUGUUCCUCAAGCUCUUCUGUUGUCGGAUUGCAGCAAUAUUAUCUUUUUCCGUG